Molecule: messenger RNA, 2364 nt
Organism: Crotalus tigris (Tiger rattlesnake)
Lineage: Eukaryota; Metazoa; Chordata; Lepidosauria; Squamata; Viperidae
Gene: AIFM2
Product: apoptosis inducing factor mitochondria associated 2
Exons: 9
Coding region: 1062-2105 (347 amino acids)
Biological process (GO): positive regulation of apoptotic process; apoptotic mitochondrial changes
Cellular component (GO): mitochondrion; cytoplasm
Molecular function (GO): electron-transferring-flavoprotein dehydrogenase activity; flavin adenine dinucleotide binding
Source: RefSeq, a predicted model, not a curated record
GCUUGCAGAACAAGCAAAGUCAUGCUGUUACAAUAACACACAAUAUUUAAAAGUCUGUUGCAGCCCUGGGGAUGGCUGGUGGCCUGGAGACAUUCCUUUAAAUUUUAACCUGAUUUAUUUUUACUUAUGUUUGAACUUACCCCCUUUAGAGCACAACUGGGACAGAAACUUCGGAUGUAAAAAAAACUGGAAGGGCAAAACGCAUCUUCCUUAGUGAGAAAGCUAAAACAGGUCAAUGAAUUUGUACAGAAUAUGAUAGUUGACAAAUUGUUAUACAUGGCAAAUCAUUAUUAUUUUUAACUACAGGGAAAGCUCCAUGCCAUUUAAACAAGAUCAUGUUAGAACUAAAAACUGACAGACAAAUCACAGGUGUUUCUUCUACCUUUUGCCCCUAGCAUUCCUGCCUGCGAUGUACAUAAUUAGAAUAAAUUGUUUAAAACAGGGUUCCUCAGCCUUGGCAACUUUAAGGCUUGUGGGCCAACUUCCAGAAGGCUGAGGAAUUCUAGGAGUUGAAGUCCACAAGUCUUAAAGUUGCCAAGGUUGAGGAACCCUGAUUUAAAAGAUGAAAAUACAUCCACAUAGGUUUACCUGUACAUGGCACCGGAUUCUGACCUUUCUCUUAUUAUUCGCAUUUCUGAGGACAACCCACUUUCUUCGCGUAGGGUUCUCGCAUCGAGGCUGCAAUUCCUGAGGCGACCGCCACGGGGCAACAAAGAGAGGUUGCGCCAUCACCCAAGAUAGAUAACCACAUAAUAAAGCCCUUUGCCUUGGCGGCUUCCUCAACGGGGCGAAAAGAAUAAUAAUAAGAUCAGCCUCUCCAACUUUCCGCGAGUCAUUCCCGGAAGCUGCCUCGUAGAGCGCUUUGGUCGCUCCUGUUCCGCACUGGGGAAAGCGACGACUUCGGAGGAAUCCUGCGCGCUUCUUCCUUUGGAGACGCAGCUUUUCUUCUCGACGGGCUGCGUUUCUUCAGCCCAAGAUUCGCCUGGAGAAUCGCGCUUUCCCCCCGCAGAGCAUCCUGGAGAGAAACGCGCUGGAAAGCAGGUGCUGCUGCGUGAUUCGGGAUGGGAUCGAAGCUCUCCGUGGAUGACUCUGUCCGCGUCGUCAUAGUUGGAGGAGGCUUCGGAGGGAUGGAAGCUGCCCGCCUCCUGCGGGAUUGGGGGAUCCCCUUCGUCCUCGUCGACAUGAGAGACUCCUUCCACCACAAUGUGGCUGCUCUGCGGGCUUCCGUACAGAGUGGAUUUGCAAAAAAAACCUUUAUCUCCUUCUCUGAGACCUUCAAAGAGAGUUUCCAGCAGGGCAAAGUAGUUGAGAUCAAUUUGCAGAAACAUCAGGUCCUACUGAAUGAUGAUAAAGUGCUUUCAUUUUCUCAUCUGAUCCUCGCCACUGGGAGUGAAGGGCCUUUUCCUGGGAAGUUUAAUCAACUUAUUAAUAUGGAGAUGGCUAUUCAGGCUUAUGAGAACAUAGUCAAGGAGGUGGAAAAAGCUGAGCGGGUGGUUAUCGUAGGUGGCGGUUCUGCUGGGGUUGAAAUGGCUGCAGAAGUUAAGACAACAUAUCCUAACAAAGAGGUCACACUUAUUCAUUCAAAAAUGGCACUGGCAGAUGGCGGACUCCUUCCCAGAGUCAGGGAAGAAGUGAAGGAGACUCUUACACAGGAGGGAGUGCAUCUCUUGUUGGGUCAGAAAGUUUCUAAUCUCCAUAUGCUGACCUUAAACCAAUUCAAGGAGAACAUGAUGGUGGAGACUGAUAAAGGAGACCAGCUGGCAAAUAAUGGUGCUUUGAAAGUGAAUGAAUAUCUUCAAGUUGUGGGCUAUGAUAAUAUCUAUGCUAUUGGUGACUGCUCAGAUGUGAAAGAACCAAAGAUGGCAUAUCAUGCUCAACUCCAUGCAAACGUUGUAGUGACCAAUAUUAUCAACAGCCUGACUCAAAAGCCUCUGAAAACCUAUAAACCAGGAUCACUUACCUUCCUGAUUUCUCUGGGAAAUAAUGAUGGAGUAGGACAAAUCAGUGAAUACUAUGUAGGACAUCUCUUAGUGACUGUCCUCAAAAGUAAAGAUCUUUUCAUCUCAAAAAGUUGGAAGAAGAUGCAUCAGCAGAUGCCAUGCUAGAAAUGGAACUGCCAUAAACAAAAACAGAACUGAUGGUACCUGUAAUGAAUUAGUAAUGCUUAGUUUGCUAGCAUUAAAUCAUAAUUGUCUUUAAGAAACUAAGCAAAAAACCUAGAUAGUAGAUCUUGGCAGAAACUGUAUUUCACAUUAGACUUUGGAGUUGGUUUGUAGUUGAUCAGCUAACAUGGAUAUUGUAAAAUUGAUCUGAAUUAAAGUUUGAAUGGAAGAAUUGAUUAUCAUGCAAUUGUAGAACUCAAAA